This is a messenger RNA of Dermatophagoides pteronyssinus (European house dust mite), 1349 nucleotides long. RefSeq names its product ipis-1-like. The record is from RefSeq and is a predicted model, not a curated record. Gene Ontology annotation, molecular function: serine-type endopeptidase inhibitor activity. NCBI's taxonomy places the organism in Eukaryota, Metazoa, Arthropoda, Arachnida, Sarcoptiformes, Pyroglyphidae.
UAAUAUUGGUUGCUAUAAACGUUUGAGCAGUUUUUUUUUGGAUUGUUUCAUUCAUUUUUGGCUAUCAUUAUCAUCAACAUCAAAUUCGCCUACGCCCUUAAUUAUUUUUUUUUCCGAAAUUGAAAUCAUUUUAUUUUGAAUUUUCAUACUUGAUACACCUGACAAGAGAAAAAAACAAUGGCAAACGAAAAUAUCAAUAAUAAUCAAAUGGUCAUGAAAUUGACCAAAAAUCUUUAUGAAUCGGGUAAAAAUCUUGUUCUUUCACCAUUUUCAUUGACAACAGCAAUGGCAAUGGUAUUAGCCGGUGCUAAUACCCAUACCCAAAAUGAAUUGAUUCAAUUUUUAUUCGGAACAAAAGUAACCAAAAUUGAAGAUGGUAAAUUAAUGUUGGAUAAUUUAACCAAAAAUUUACAAGAAUUUUUUCGAUCAAACCAAAGUGUUUUGAAUAAUGCAAACAUGCUUUACAGUAAUAAAACUUUUCCAUUGAAAGAUGCCUAUGUUGAUAUUUUGACCAAAAAUUUUACAGCCAUGGCCAAACAAUUAGAUUUUAGUGAUUCAAAAGCUGCUUUAGCUGAAAUUAACGGUGCCGUAAAGAAAGCUACUAAAGAUAUGAUACCAACUUUAUUGGAUCAAAUUGAUUCAGAAACUCGUGCCAUAUUGAUAAAUGCAAUUCAUUUCAAAGGUCUUUGGAAACAUCCUUUUGAUAAGGCCGAAACAUUAGAUGAGGAUUUUCAUAAAUCCGAUAAUACCAUCGUUCAAGUAAAAAUGAUGCGAAAAAAGGAAAAAUUUCAUUAUUAUCGUUCUGAAGAAUGGGGUUUGGAAGCUUGUGCAAUUCCAUAUACAACUGGAUCAAUUUCGAUGGUAAUCGUAUUACCUUCGAAAGGAAAAAAUAUUUUAAAUGUUUUGGAAACAAUGCAAAAUAGCGAUCAUUUGGCACAAAUUUUGAAACGAAUGGAUGAUUCUCAAGAUGUUACAUUAAGAAUGCCUAAAUUUAAAAUUGAAUCAACACAUCAUUUGAUACCACAUUUAGUUCGAUUGAAUGUAAAAACAUUGUUCACUGGUGAUGCUGAUCUUUCCGGUAUUAGUACGGAAAAAUUAUUUGUAUCCGAUGUUAUACAAAAAGCUAUAAUUGAAGUUAAUGAAGAAGGUACUGAAGCUGCAGCUGCAACUGCAAUCAUGAUGAUGCGAUGUUGUAUGAUGUUAGAAGAAGAAAUUCAUUUCAUUGUUGAUCGACCAUUUGUUUACAUGUUAAUUUCAAAUGAUGGUAAACAUAUUUUAUUCACUGGUAUUUGUGAAAAUCCAAAUUAAAUCUAAUCAAAUUCAUUUUCGAAUAUAUUGUUAACCAAGUA